CAACUAGAAUUUGUGGAAAGCAAAUUUAUUUUAUUUUGUUUUAUUUUUAUUGGUAAUUAAGAAGACCUUUCUCUUUGGUAUAUAUCGGUCCAUGAGCAAUUGAAUUGAACAUGUUAAUAUUCAAACAUAAAGAAGGAGACUUGGUGGAGUCGACUGAAUAUAGAGAAGCGGAGAUUUCAGCCACCUUCAACGGCGUCGCUUGGGGCGCGCUGUGUCCUAACUCCAAGAAUCUAUAUUGGGCUUUACGGUCACAUCAGAAAGUCAGCAAGCGAGGCCAAGGCAAGCGUGAAAUUCUUUAGUCCCAUCCAUCGGGGAGUGAGAAAGACAAGUGCAUUGCAUUGCAUGUUAUAUGUUCGUUAAAUUGCCUCAAUGGCUUUCUCUUUCAGUCUCAAAUGCUAUCCCUGGUCUCACAACCCCAUUUACUUGUUCUCUUCCUCAGUCUCCCAACAUCACGAACUCCGCCUCCCCAUUCAUUCUUCUCUUUCCCCAAUUCCAUCCCCUUCCCACAACCUCCCCCCAGACUUCACCUCAAGCCAGCUCCUUCACACCCUCCGUCGCCAACACGACGAAUCAUCUGCUCUUCGCAUCUUCCAGUGGGCUUCCAGGCAGCCCAAUUUUGUACCCAGUUCCUACGUUUACGAGGAGCUUCUUCGCAAGCUUGCAAAGGUUGGCUCUUUCGAAUCCAUGAGAGGUGUUUUGGAGGAGAUGAAGCUUGCGGGUUGCAAAAUAAGCGGAGGUACUUUCUUGAUUUUUGUCGAGAGCUACUCUAAGUUUGAUUUACAUGAUGAAAUCCUUGGUAUUUUGGAGGUUAUGGAAAAUGAGUUCGGCGUGAAACCCGACACGCAUUUCUUUAACUUCUUGUUGAAUGUCCUUGUUGAUGGGAACAAGCUCAAACUCGUAGAAACUGCGCAUUCCGGCAUGGUUAUUAGAGGAAUCAAGCCGGAUGUUUCCACGUUUAAUAUAUUGAUAAAGGCUCUGUGCAGAGCUCAUCAAAUUAGACCUGCCAUUUUGAUGAUGGAAGAGAUGUCUAGCUAUGGCUUAACACCAGAUGAGACAACAUUUACGACACUAAUGCAGGGUUAUAUUGAGGAAGGAGAUACAACCGGCGCAUUAAGAAUUAAUGACCAGAUGGUGCAAUAUGGCUGUCCAUGUACCAAUAUCACCGUUAAUGUUUUGAUUAAUGGGUUUUGCAAAGAGGGUAGAAUUGAGGAAGCCUUGAGUUUCUUACAAGGGAUGGCUAAUGAUGGUUUCCUUCCCGAUCAGUUUACAUACAACACUUUGGUUAAUGGUCUGUGCAGGGCAGGGCAUGUAAAGCAUGCUUUAGAGAUUAUGGAUGUCAUCCUUCAGCGAGGAUUCGAUCUUGACAUUUUUUCUUAUAACUCAUUGAUUUCUGGACUGUGUAAAUUGGGUGAAGUUGAAGAGGCAGUGGAAAUUCUGGAACAAAUGGUUUCAAGGGAUUGCCCACCAAAUACUGUCACCUAUAACACUCUGAUUAGCACCUUGUGCAAGGACAACCAAGUUACAGAGGCGACUGAACUCGCACGUGUUCUUACGAGCAAGGGAAUUUUACCUGAUGUUUGCACGUUCAAUUCUCUGAUUCAAGGUCUCUGCAUGACCGGUAAUUACAAGUUUGCAUUGGAACUGUUUGAGGAAAUGAAGCAUAAAGGGUGCCAACCUGAUGAGUUUACUUACAAUAUGUUAAUUGACAGCUACUGUUCUAGAGGGAGACUAAAGGAUGCUCUGAACCUGCUGAAAGAAAUGGAGUCAAGUGGCUGUGCACGGAAUGUAGUUGUAUACAAUACUCUGAUUGAUGGGUUGUGCAAAAGCAAAAGGAUUGAAGAAGCGGAGCAGAUUUUUGAUCAGAUGGAACUCCAGGGGAUUUCAAGAAAUUCAGUGACUUACAACACCCUCAUUGAUGGCCUUUGUCAGAACAGAAGGGUGGAGGAAGCUUCUCAGCUCAUGGACCAGAUGAUAAUGGAAGGCUUGAAGCCAGACAAGUUCACAUACAAUUCCCUUCUUACAUACUUCUGCAGGACUGGGGAUAUAAAAAAGGCAGCAGAUAUUGUUCAGACUAUGACUUCAAAUGGAUGUGAACCGGACAUUGUCACAUAUGGGACCAUAAUUGGGGGGCUGUGUAAAGCAGGUAGAGUUGAGGCUGCAAGUAGGCUCCUCAGAACUGUUCAGAUGAAAGGAAUGGUCUUGACUCCGCAGGCUUAUAACCCUGUUAUACAAGCACUUUUCAAGCGGAAGAGAACAAAAGAGGCCAUGAGGCUUUUUAGAGAAAUGGUAGAGAAAGCUGAUCCUCCAGAUGCUAUAUCACAUAAGAUUGUCUACCGUGGGCUAUGUAAUGGAGGAGGACCAAUAGGAGAAGCUGUUGAUUUUAUGGUUGAAAUGAUAGAGAAAGGAUUUCUACCGGAAUUCUCAUCAUUUGUUAUGCUGGCUGAAGGACUUUGUGCUUUGUCCAUGGAGGACACCCUCAUCAAGCUUGUUGACAUAGUCAUGGAGAAAGCGAAGUUAUCAGACGAUGAAGUUUCCAUGGUAAGUGGUUUUCUCAAAAUCAAUAAAUUUCGUGAUGCAUUGGCCACUCUUGGUGGUAUUCUUGAUAGCAGAAAGCCCAGAAAAGCUUACUUCCCACGAUGACUGAUAAAGGUAGAAUAUGCUAUUGUAAGUCAGAUUCGGGGAUGGCUCUUCAGGUCCAGCAGAUAGUACAAACUUUUGGAGUAGGAUGUAGGAUGGAUAUGGUAGUCCUGGGUUUGUAUUUUGGUAGUGCCAUAAAGAUCCUCUUGCAACAUUGUAUUAUAGUAUUGUUCUGUUUAAUUUUCAACCAUUUGAUUCAGAA
Ziziphus jujuba (common jujube) is the source of this 2839-nucleotide messenger RNA. RefSeq names its product pentatricopeptide repeat-containing protein At3g53700, chloroplastic. Gene Ontology annotation, molecular function: protein binding. The record is from RefSeq and is a predicted model, not a curated record. NCBI's taxonomy places the organism in Eukaryota, Viridiplantae, Streptophyta, Magnoliopsida, Rosales, Rhamnaceae. The coding region runs from base 370 to 2640 and encodes 756 amino acids. The transcript has a single exon.